This is a messenger RNA of Spirodela intermedia, 2424 nucleotides long. Lineage: Eukaryota; Viridiplantae; Streptophyta; Magnoliopsida; Alismatales; Araceae. The record is from the annotation of a GenBank genome assembly.
AUGUCAUUAAGGAAAUCCACAGCAGGUCGUCCUUCCGGAACUGAUGGAUCUGAUUUCUCCUACCGCAUGGUUAUUGACCCAAGUGAGAAAAAUCAGUGGAAUUAUUUGAAAAGAUUAACAUAGCUUCAAGUUUUACACCUUACUCGUUUAUACCUCUUAUGCCUUUUUGAAUGAACUAAUUGUCGUUUUUUUCUCUGUCUAGGAUAUUUGAAAGUGGCUGAAGGCAAGUCUCGCCUGUCCAAAUUGCUGGUUGCCCAGGUAAACUAAGAUGGAAUCAUCUGAGUUUAUGAGUUCAGAAAAGAGGCUUCAAAAGAAGCUUAGUGUAAAGGGGCGUUUGCUGAAUUGGGGUUUUUUACUUGACCCAUUCAUAAUAUAAAUCAAGUUAGGAGUCGUUGGCUGCCAACAACGAUUUUGCAUUUAAUAUAGAAUAUUUCCAUCUUGCUAAUCUCUCAUGACAUAUUCUUCCUCCCCUUCAUCUAAGUAUCGGAGGGCUGUAAGUGUCUGCUGGUGAAUGGUAGCAUCCUAUAAUGUAGAUGAAGACAUCUGAGGGGCUGUCAGCUCUGUGAUUAUGAUUUAUAGCAGUAGCUGAUGGAAAUGUAACAAGCGUUGGAUACAUUUGCUCACAUGUAGGAGAAGGAAAAAGGAAGAAGAUGCCAAAGGGUAUGCGUGAGAAGAGAAGGAGAUUAAUUGACUGUCAUUGAUCCUGACAGCCCAUUGAUAUUGUUCAUGGAAGAGGGAAUGAUUCCUUUACUAUACUAAACCUAGAAGAGAAAAAGGCACAUUUAUAACAACCUAAUGCUAUUAAACUCAGAAGAGGCACUGUCAACUAUGCAUUAAAAUGGCCUAUUUUGUAUCCAUUCUAUUUCGUGUUCCUGUACCUCUUCUUGUUGAUUUUUUUUCUGAGAAACUGUUUGGUGGCAGGCUAUCUAUCAAGUUUUAGGAGUAGGAUGGCUGUUUCUGUUUAAGUCACAGAAAAUGGGCCCUGACAGCUUAACCAUACUGUCCAUUGUAAUCGGCUUCAUCUCCCUUCUGAUUGGAGAAUUAGGUUCUGUCUACAAACCCAUUUGCCCUCCUAGAAUUGGACACUUCUGUUGAUGGUGGUUUUAUAUAAUCCAACCUUAAAACUUUGGUAGGCCGUCAUCGCAGUCAAGUGACUCUUUUGAGGCUCUACUCAACUGUAUCAUCCAUGGCGACAGCACUCUCAGUGGCAUGUGUGAUACGGAGUGAUUUCUUUCUUCAGGUAAUCAAGGAUUUUCUGGCAAAGCCAUUUUGUUCCUUAUGCUCUUUUAUCGUUUUAGGCAAAAAUCUAGUGCUUCUGUUGUUAAUGCACCAUUGUUUGUUCAUCAAUCAAAAUAGGUAUUUAAAAAUUUCCCCAUGGAAUAUAGCCCCUUGCUUAUCAUAAUCAGAAUCCAGGCGAACCAAAGGAUUUUCUUAAAUUCACUCUGAAUAAUCCUAGACUGGGGCGUCGAUGUGACAGGUGAGGGCAGAGCCUGGCUGCCCUUGGACCAGCAAAUCAGCAAAGACCCAGCCUCCUAUUUCAUUUAUUAACCUCUCUGAAAGUCUUCACCUUCUUGGGAAUCAUUAAUGAACCUCCUCAAUUCAUCUUCAUCAUCACAUUGUAGGUUGUUUUACCAAGCUGGUUCUUCCACAGGAACUAGAGAACCUGGAUUCUCUGCAGGAACAGAAUCUAUGCCUCUAUCCUCACCUCAUAAUCAAGAUAUUAUCGUGGGAAUAACCUCUCCCAUCAAUUUCCAUACGAAGGAAGCUCUUUCCAUGGUUUUUCUUCUGGCCCAACCCGAGUCAAGGCCUUUGUUUUGUAGGAACUGUCAGUGGGCCGCAGGCCGGGCUUCAUCACUUGCUUAUGCCCAUGCUUUUUUCUGUGUUUUCCUUCGCCCUUAACCCAAGAUAAGCCUUCACAGGAAAUGCUGCUGUGCCUGGCCCAUGUCUUGUAAUCAUUUUGAGGUCACUGAUCUAUGUUCUUAUCUAUUCUGUACACUUAAUCAAUUUUAGUACCUUUCUAAGUUUUAUGGAUAAAAGUUUGGAGGAGUGUGAAAAUAUCUACAAAUGUGAUCAUUUUAAAUUUUAAAUUUUAAAAUUUUGGAUUUUACUAAUUUCACACUCCUAUCUCCCAGGUUAUCCAAGAUUGGAGUGUAUCGGCCAUAAAAAUUCAUGACUGGGUUGAUAUCAGCUGUGCUGCCAUUGGUGAGUAGGAAGUUGGUCUUAGAUUUACAUUUUUCUAAUUAUUUUCAUAUUUCUAAGCCAAAACGUACUAGUAGAGCAUAUGGUUUGUAUAUAUAUAGAUGUGUUUAAUGGUUCAACCUUAUUACUAAUUGUGGAACAGGUAUUCUUCUGCAAAUCGUUGUGAUUGUGACCACUACCAGUCUAGUGUACAAUAUGUCUCCAAGAAGGGCUGCCUCUCAGUAG